Messenger RNA from Effrenium voratum, 1755 nucleotides. The record is from the annotation of a GenBank genome assembly. NCBI's taxonomy places the organism in Eukaryota, Dinophyceae, Suessiales, Symbiodiniaceae.
AUGGCGCUUUGCAAGGAGAUCAGCCACGAGGGCUGGUUGGCCAAGCGCAGCUCCGGGAAGAUCGCCAGGUGGCAGCAGCGCUACUUCCGGCUAGAAGGCUGCUUCUUGCGGUACACGCAGACCCCCGCCAGCAACACCAAGAAGACCUUUAACCUGCAGAAGGCUCAUGGCCUUUCGGUGGAGGACCGCGAGCUGGUCUUGGACUUCGGCUUCCGCUGCUGGCGCCUACGUGCCAUGGACCCAGAAGAGGCCCGUCGGUGGCUGGUGAUGCUGGAAGCAGGGCGCUUGGUUGCAGGAGACGCAGAGGAUGGGGACGCCAGCGAGAGCGAUGACGAGUCCUUGUCCUUGUCCAGCGCCAACAGCGGCUCCACAACGGCAGAGAGCGAGGUUUCCACGCCCAAGUUUGGGCAGAGGGACAAGGCCCGGCACAGGCCAGCGCCCCCCAUCGCCGAGAUGCUCGAGGUGGACGGUGCAGAGCUUGACCGGCGCUUCGAAUCCUGGCUCCCGAAGGCCUCUGGAACCGCUCUAAGCUCUACAGCGACGGUUCGGGACGGCCUGCGCCUGGCCUGGGCCGGGCUCUGGGAGCACCUCGCCGGAGCCGCCGGGAGCCAGGGCGGCGAUCAGGCGGCGGCUGAGCAAGCCGUGGCCGCCUUGCUGGACGGGUCAGGGGACGGCGAGCGGAACGUGGCGCGGGAGUCCUUGGAGAACUUCCUCGGGGAGUACCUGCUGCGGCUGCGAAGAUCUCUGGAGGCCUGGAUGGAGAGGCGUGAUCCAAACGCCGAGGACGUGGCCCUGGUCGCCCAGUGGCUCCUAUUUGAGGCGCAGCCGGACCUGCAGCGAUUCAGCCAGCGAGUGGAGAAGUGCGCAGGCCGCCUGGAGCAGCUCGCGGCGCUGGAGGCCCUGGAGCGACUGCUGCUGCGGGAGUGGGAGACCCGCAGCUGCGAGGAGGCCUCCGCCUUCUGGGCCUCCAUCUUCGAAAACCACUACGCGCCCGAGGCGGGCCGUGUGUCGUUGACCUCAGCGCUGCGGCGCUUGGAGUCCGCCGCCGCCGCUGGGCCGCAGCUCUGGCGGGGCCACCGCGCGGCCUGCGACCGGGCAGCCUCAGUGCUAGUGGCUACGCUGAACGGCGCCUUGCGCUCCUUGCGCGCAUCCAGCAGGGCGCUGGUGGAGGACACUGCCAAGCACAGGGGCGGCCGCCGACGGACGUUCCCCAAGAUGAUCGAGAGUUUUGGGCGUCAAGCUCUUCAUGAGAUACAGAAAGCCGGCACCUGCAGCGACUCCAAGACCGGCGUCUCCGAAGAGAUCUUGCUGGCAGCGGCUGAGGACGCGGCGCGGCUGGCGCGCUUCUGCGGCGAGGCGGAGGUGGGCGCCUGGGGCGGCCAAGAAAGCCUUUGCCACGAGGUGCUGCAAGCGUUUGCGGGUGCCUUCGAGGCAGAGGUGGCCGCGCUGUGCCACGCGCUGCUCUGGCGCCACUUCCGCCGCAGGCGGCGCCUCUGCCGCCUGGACGCCGUGAGCGAGGGCAUGCGCCCGGUGGCGGAGUACUGGCGCGCCUGGUCGCGGCAGUCCAGCGAGACGCCGCGGGUGGCGGAGCACUUGGCCCAGGCGGCGGCGGAGCUGCUGACGUCCCAGUGGCUGCGCGCCUUCCGACACGCGGAGAAGCAUGGGGGUGCACUGCCGCAUCUGGAGGAGGACGAGGCGGUGAUGGCGGAGCUGGCACCAGGCUCCCCGCAGCUGCAGAGGUUCCAGGUCCCAUGA